GAAUGUACACCAACCAUAAUUAGACGUUUGUGAAAAGUCGAUUUUUUUGAAGCAGUUUCAGUUCGCGUUAACUGUAAAUGUUUCUUUGAUAAUGUUUUUCUACAAUCCAACUUGAAAAAGAUACUGUGAUAAAAUAUUUUACCAGUUAUACUAUUAUUUAUUAUAAUACCAACGGGAAUAUUUUAUCGUUCAAUGGAAAAGCAAAAAUGGUUAUUUUUGACGUUAUUAUUGACCUAUGCAUUAGCCGAACACGACACAAAGUCGUCUAAAAGGAAACAAGUCGAUAAUACUGAAGACUCUACAGAAUCAAAACCACCAGAAAAACGGGGUUUAGAAAACAUACUCGGAUAUGGCCGAGGAACUAAUUCUCACUCAUCGCCAGAAAGUUCAGACUAUUCGGGGUUUCCAUUUGGAAAUAAUAAUGGUCGAGAUGGGAACGAUGAAGAUAGUGAACAGUUAUCGGCCAACAAUGAAAACCACAAUAAUGGUAACGGUUUUAGUCACUUCUUUUUCGAAAGGGGCGUCCAAGAUAACGGAGGCAACGUACAGGGAUCCAAUACAGCAGGAUCAAACGACCAUCAUAGCUCGAUGGGAGGAAGAAAUGCCAACAAUCAUGGUUGGAUGGCAAGUUUCUUUAAUCACGAUGGAAAACCCGAAAUUUCUGGUAGAGGGCACUUUUUCAGUCCAGGCAAUGGUGGUGAUGAUCAACAUGGCUUUGUUGGUUCACAACAAACAUUCCAAGGAUACGAAAGUGGCGGAAAUAUCGAUGCACACGAAUCAACCAACGGUUACGGUGGGGGUGGUGGACAUGGAGGAGGAGGCGGACACGGAGGCGGGGGUGGACACGGAGGUGGAGGCGGACACGGAGGCGGUGGAGGACACGGAGGCGGUGGCGGACACGGAAGCAGCAACGGAUAUGGAGGCGGUGGAUUUGGAGGAGGUGGUGGAUAUGGAGGAGGUGGUCAUGGCUUCGGGUACGGAGGACACGUCAAGACAGUAUACGUAACAAAAGAGGUACCAGUCCCAUAUCCAGUGCAUGUGGAAAAAAAAGUUCUCUACCCCGUCCGAGUACCAUACGAAAAACCCGUACCAUAUCCGGUCCACAGACCAUAUCCUGUACACAUUGAGAAACAAGUGCCCUACCCGGUUAGGGUGCACGUGCCACAACCAUACCCGGUAACAGUGGAAAAACACGUACCGUUUCCGGUAAAAGUUCACGUGGAGAAACCUGUGGCGGUGCACAUACCGAAACCAUAUCCGGUAUACAUCGAGAAAAAAGUACCAGUUGCUGUAGACCACCCAGUCCCGUAUCCCGUGAAAAUACCAAUAGACCGUCCCGUUCCCAUACACAUACCGGUAGAGAAGCCGAUACCAUAUCCGGUGGAAAGAAAAAUACCAUAUCCAGUCAAAGUACCCGUGGACAGACCAUAUCCGGUCCACGUACCCAAACCAUAUCCCGUGCACGUUGAUAGACCAGUGCCGUAUGCGGUCAAAGUUCCGGUCAAAGUACCAGUCAAAGUACCCGUUCCAUACCCAGUCGAAGUCAAAGUUCCCGUUCACAUACCGGUACACACGCAAUCGCAGAACGGUUACGGUAACCAUCAUCAUCAACAACAACAACAACAACAACAACAUCACACACAUCAUGACUCGUACCGGCAAGGCGGGCUACUAAAUCAAGAGAGCUCGUCGGACACUACGGGAUACGGUACUGCGUUCGUAAACAAUUACGAUAACGGUUUUACAUCGUUCGGCAGUGGCCAAGAUCAAGGGACGCCAGACGCCUACGGUGGUAACGAAGACUACGGAUCUUCACACGGAUGAUCCGUAGUGUUCAAUUCACCAGCUUAUAUAUAUCAUAGUAAGUGACAUUUGCUGCCAUUUUAUCUAGCUAGUUGCGCUCGACGUAAUUAAGCAUAUUUUAGACUUGUUUAACACUGUAAUAACAAUACUAUGAAUACCAAUAAAAACCAUAUUUGUGUACAUUAUUGUCAUAUCUGUUGUACGUUUUAUCAUAAUAUUAAAUAGUCUUUAGCAUAAUAAUAGAAUAGGAAUAAUAUUUUGUUCGUGUUUGUAGAUAUUUUCGCGGUACUUUUAAGGCUGUACCUUCAUUACACUAUCGAUGCGUUUUAUAGUUCACAAUAUCACCGUAACCUCGAAUUUCCCAAAGCUUCGGUCUAUAGAUUUAUUUUAAUCGACGUGUAGAAUGACUCCUCGGUGUAAGAUCGACAGUUUUUUAACUCCGCAUCGUAGAGAUACAAAUACAGAAAAUAUACGUAAUUUGAAAAUUCGGUAUAAGUAGACGCAACACGACAAAUAUGUGGAUGUCAAUCGGUCUGUUCCGGCGUGUAAAAUGAGCUCUAUUAUUUAUUUAGCAAUCCGCGCACGCAAUCCCGCGUAUCCGUGUUUUCCUAUUUAUAGUACCAACGUAGUGUUAUAGUAGAUCGCGAAAAAUGCCAGAGCAAUUACUGAUUAUUUCGGUUGUUAUAACAUUUUUGAAAACUAAAAUGAAUUCUACUUUCGUUUCCCGUCCGGUAUCGCGUGUACACGCGUAUUUUAACAAUACAACGACAACGACAACGACGGCAACGACAUACCGAAUUAUAGAAGAAGAAACCGAAACCGUCCGUUGUGUCCGUAUGCGGUUUCCCCCUACUCGAAUAUAUACAUAACGACCAUGUAUAUAGUAUGCAUACCGACGAAAUCGUAUUAGACGCCUGUUGACAAAACUACGGUACAGUUCCAUUAAAUAGGUAUUUGAUAUUCGCAAACACACUAUACUAUUAUUAUUAUAUUAUUAUAUUCAUUAUUAUUAUGAAAUUAUCGUAUUGAGCGACAGGUAUUGUUGACGGUAGUGAAACUACGCCGCAAAAAUACGAAAUACCGUUACCAUUUUAUAAUAAAAAAAACAGUUUAUCAUAUAAGUGUAACUACUUGUUGAAAUUAUACACAUGGGUACUUACCCAACGUAGGGAAUGUUGGC
Rhopalosiphum maidis (corn leaf aphid) is the source of this 2983-nucleotide messenger RNA. RefSeq lists its product as uncharacterized. Bases 193 to 1824 code for a protein of 543 amino acids. The record is from RefSeq and is a predicted model, not a curated record. The transcript is spliced from 2 exons. NCBI's taxonomy places the organism in Eukaryota, Metazoa, Arthropoda, Insecta, Hemiptera, Aphididae.